CACACACCCGGCAUGAUAUGAUUGGUAGUAUGGACUGCAGGCGUGAUAUGUUAUUGGUUGUAAGCUUUCGUCCUAUUAGGGCGAGACUGUUGUUAUAGCCGCAAUAGACCGGAAAACUUCACAACCUUAAACCGUGGUCAUGAAAGGUGGGGCACACAACCAAAUGAUGAUAGAGGCGUUAUCGGAGCAAUUUUUUGAAAAUAGCAGCUGGAAGUAUUGUGCUAUUGCGUGUGGACUUCAUUGACGUGACUCGGACAACUGAAAGUCAUGGGAUGGUCAUAUUCUCUUCUACCUGCGCUGGCACUGAUGCUGCUUGCCUAUGUGAUGACGGUCCACACGGCAUCCUGCCAAACAUGCCGAAAACUCACUCAAAGUUUCGUUAAGGGUAUUGAGCGAACAGCUAACAAGAACUUUGGGGGUGGGAACACAGCCUGGGAGGAGGAGAAACUGGCCAAAUAUACUCGCAGUGAAACCCGUCUGUUAGAGAUCGUGGAGACGGCUUGUGAGACGUCUGACUUUGAGUGCAACAAACUAUUGGAGCAAAUAGAAGACCAGGUGGAGACAUGGUGGUUCCACAGGCAGCUGGAGGCUCCAGAUCUUUUUGAGUGGUUAUGCAUCCAGGAGCUUAGACUGUGCUGUCCUCCAGGACACUUUGGGCCUGACUGUGCACAGUGUCCCUCAGGACCUCAUGGUGCAUGUGGGGGUCUGGGACGCUGUGAAGGUGAUGGAACUCGCCUGGGGGAUGGAGGGUGUGUUUGUGACCCAGGGUACUCAGGACACCUCUGCCAAGAAUGUGCUGACGGCUACUACAGAGAGAAGAGCUCAAAUGGAACACAGCCCCCCUGCUCAGCAUGCUACCACCCAUGUCGAAAGUGUACAGGGCCACAGGACUACAGCUGUCUUGACUGCAAGUCAGGAUGGAUACUCCAUGAAAACAAAUGUAUAGAUGUGGAUGAGUGUGGCACAGAGUUAGCUCGCUGUCCAUCUAAUACGUACUGCUUCAACACGGAUGGAUCGUAUGAGUGCAGAGGUUGUGAUCAGUCCUGUGUGGGCUGCAUGGGCAGUGGCCCAGCGAGAUGCAAGAAGUGUGCCAGAGGUUAUAGACUUAUUGGGGCCAAGUGCCUUGAUGUGGAUGAGUGCAGUGAGCGUGCCUUAGUAUGCCCAGGUCUUAAUGAGGCCUGCAUAAAUGAGGAGGGUUCAUUUCGCUGUGAGUGCGCUGAAGGAUUCAUCAGAAGAGACAGUAUAUGUGUGGAGAAUCUACCACCCGUUGGACCAGAGAAGGGAUUAUUUGAUGACAUGACCGAUGACGAGGUCCUGGUCUUGCAGCAGAUGUUCUUUGGUGUGGUCAUCUGUGCCCUGGCCACUCUGGCUGCUAAGGGUGACAUGGUCUUCACUGCUAUCUUCAUUGGUGGUAUUGCAGCCAUGGCUGGUUACUGGCUAUCAGAGAAGGGGGAUCGCAUGUUGGAUGGGAUACUUAAAGGCCGUUAGUCCUUCUUAUUUAAAAAAUACCAUGAAAGCAAAGUUGUAAAAGCUUUAGUUGGAAAAUAAAUGAAGUUGAACAUGAAGUUUGAACACUUGAAUUGUUGUGGUUGCAUGAAGGCAAGUCAACUGUGUGUCUGUAUUUUUACUGGUUUGAAAAACAUUGUUGAGGUAGCCACCGUAAUGGUGAAAAUCCAAGAGAAAGUAUCUGUGCAAAUCCAUUAGUCCAUCCUAAUUCAUUUAAAACAGUGCUGUAGUUUUCCUGUUAUUGCGAGAGAUACAGACGAGGAGGUUUGUAUGUGAAGGGCACUGAGAUGUCAGACUGACUGGGAAACUAACUAACUUCUUUUCAAGAAUGUAUUGCCGGAAGAUGUAUCCUAGAACACUUAUAUUUCCAUGUUAAGUACAAAGUUGGCUUGGGUACUAAACCAUUAAGUAUGGACUGUCCAUUCACAGAGGGGCAAUUAUGUCAUUUGGUGGCUUGACUCACACUUCAGGAUUCAUUAAACCAAUUUUAGCAGUGGGUAAGUUUCCUAGAGGGAACAAUUGAUGUUUGUUUUUUUUUUUAAAGUUAAUUCCAGUCUGCAUCACCACAUUAUCCAUCAUAAUAGACUUGAUAAACAGAAAACUAUGUUUAAGAAAUGUCUUUUUUUCUGACACUCAAAAUAGUUUGUCAGAACAUUUUUUCUCGUUUUCAUUGUGUAAUUUCAAACUUUAUCAGAAGGGCUUAACCACUGAUCUGUGUCCAUUGAACUAUCAAUAUCAAUAUCAGCACAAAGCAUUAGGGCAGCAACCAAAAAUAUUUUAUUUGACAGUCCUGUUAUUCAUAAAACAGUUCAUACAUAGACAUAACUUUUCAAGUGCAUAACAAAUGAUUGGGUUUCAUUUUGAAAGAUUUCUAUUGUCUUUAAGGGCUCUUUACAGUAAACCCAUUGGGGUACAUUAUGGUAGACCCCCUUAAAGGUGGAGUCCACAAUUCUGGUCAAAUUCAGCAAAUUUCUCCUCACAUUUUAUUUGAAGGUCAUUUCCUGUCAAAUCACCUGAAGGUCCCCACCUUGCCCUAUAACUGUUAUGUCAUGCAUACCCCAAUUUAACAUUUCCAGAAAUAAUGAUAACUGCAAUCUGUUUUUUUAACCAUCUUCCACUGACAGAUAGUGAUAUGCAUUCUGUUCCUGUGCCUAUGUUUUUCAUCCAGCAAAAGGCUUCACAGUAUGUUGAGAUUUGCAGCUGUGGAGAAGUACUAAAAUGAUAUAAGCAAUAAAAUUCCACAAAUUUA
This is a messenger RNA of Clupea harengus (Atlantic herring), 2755 nucleotides long. RefSeq names its product CRELD disulfide isomerase 1b (gene creld1b). NCBI's taxonomy places the organism in Eukaryota, Metazoa, Chordata, Actinopteri, Clupeiformes, Clupeidae. The record is from RefSeq and is a predicted model, not a curated record. Gene Ontology annotation, molecular function: calcium ion binding.